UUUGGAGGACCGCGGGACGGGAACAUCGAGAUUAGUGUCGUUCGAUUGAGUCUGCUGCGAGCUUGAGGCGCGCGGCAGUUUCAGUUCAUCCGUGGACCACAAUCAGAGUGCGCGAGUUCUUUCGUGUCUGUGCCUUGGAACGAGUGUUUGCAAGAGCUGGCUUCUCGCCUGGUACGGUAUUCGACCCACGUUGAUCGUAUUUUGAUUAUCGAAGUGCAUAAAUCAAUUUACACUCACUGCCGGGAACCUUUGUGCUUCCGGUACGACUGGAGGGAUUUUGUGCCAGCAGGAGCCUCAACCCACACUUGCAGCCAUCCCUCCCCCACAACUAGCCAAUUGCCCCUAUUCCGUUUCGUCGUCCAGUUGAAUCUGAAAAAGCGCACUCCAGGUACUUCCGGGAGGCCAUUUUUCACACUUCGCUUAAUUCAAUUUGGACUUUGGUCGUCUAUUGUCGUCGUUGUAGUGCGUGUUAAAAUAAUGAGCCGUCGUCCAAAGCCGGUGACAAAAUCGUCGAUAAUGGCACCGAAGACGGCGAUGAUGAUUGGAAUUUUGUCGAUGGCCAUUAUUUUCUCAUUAUCGGCCGGACAAGAAAUUGAUUUCGGCUACCAGCGGAACAAGGAAUCGGCCCCGAAUGGCCACGGAAUAGUCGCGAACAACGGCUCCGGCAGCAGCACCGCCGAUGAUGAUAAAUUACCAGUGACAAUUUAUUACGAAGCACUUUGCUACGACAGUAUCUCAUUUAUCACCAAUCAGCUCACUCCGGCGUGGGAGAAGCUCCGGGACCAGAUGGACCUCAAGUUGGUUCCGUUCGGGAAGGCAUACAUUGAUGACUCCAAUCCAGCCGAUCCGGUCUAUUACUGCCAGCAUGGUCGUCGCGAGUGCACACUCAACAUCCUGCACGGUUGUAUCCUGGCCAAGUUGCCAUUCGAAAAAGCAUAUUCCGUGGUGGCUUGCCUUAUGAAGGGCACUCGGACGUCUUUCGAUCAGUGUAUCAACCGAAACCAAACGGUCAAGGCCACAAUCCAAGAGUGUUCACAAGGUCAGGAAGGAGCCAAGUUGUACAAAGGAUAUGAAGACGAUACUAAUCGGGUGGCGACGCCGCUGUCGUUCGUUCCCACGAUUGAGGUCGAUCAGGUGUACGACAUCUUCGAACAGGAUCGGUGGUUGUAUCGAUUUGAAAACACGUUCCGGAAACAGUACGAACAGAAAUUCGGCAAAAGCUUGAAUUGAGACGACUAAUAAAUAAAUCCAAUUGCUUGCUAGAAUUCUGCUUGAAAUAAAAUUUUCAUUUUUGAAAUUAUUAA
This is a messenger RNA of Aedes aegypti (yellow fever mosquito), 1304 nucleotides long. RefSeq names its product GILT-like protein 3. NCBI's taxonomy places the organism in Eukaryota, Metazoa, Arthropoda, Insecta, Diptera, Culicidae. Gene Ontology annotation, molecular function: oxidoreductase activity, acting on a sulfur group of donors, disulfide as acceptor. The record is from RefSeq and is a predicted model, not a curated record. The coding region runs from base 478 to 1230 and encodes 250 amino acids. The transcript has 5 exons.